Messenger RNA from Gymnodraco acuticeps, 7119 nucleotides. It is a transcript of the gene trpm7, whose product is annotated as transient receptor potential cation channel, subfamily M, member 7. The record is from RefSeq and is a predicted model, not a curated record. Bases 190 to 6234 code for a protein of 2014 amino acids. The transcript has 40 exons. Lineage: Eukaryota; Metazoa; Chordata; Actinopteri; Perciformes; Bathydraconidae. Gene Ontology annotation, biological process: calcium ion transport; protein tetramerization; monoatomic cation homeostasis. Gene Ontology annotation, molecular function: calcium channel activity; ATP binding; protein serine/threonine kinase activity. Gene Ontology annotation, cellular component: membrane.
CAGCCGCUCGUCAUGCAGCGUCAGUCGGGAGUCGCACAAUUAUGAAAAAGCAACCUUCCGCUGGAGCUGCAGCCGAAGCGGAUCUCUCCAACGUACACCGGGCUUUCCUUCCAAGGCUAACCGAGAGCACCGCGGAUAGAUGGAUAAAAGCCACGACGCAGCUCUUCCUGAGUCUCAACGGUGAAGAGAAUGUCCCAGAAAUCCUGGAUAGAAAGCACUUUCACCAAGCGGGAAUGUGUGUACAUACUUCCAGUGUCAAAGGACCCCCACAGAUGCCUUCCAGGAUGCCAGAUUUGCCAACAGCUAGUCCGAUGCUGCUGUGGUCGGCUGGUGCGGCAGCAUGUUGGCUUCACGGCCAGCUUGGCCGCGAAGUACUCGGACGUGAAGUUGGGUGAGAACCCCAACCUGACCGAGCAGGAGUGGUCGGUGGAGAAACACACAGAGGCCAGCCCUACUGACGCCUAUGGUGUCAUCAACUUCCAGGGAGGGUCUCACUCAUACAGAGCCAAGUAUGUGCGUGUGUCCCACGACACGCGGCCGGAGAGCAUCCUGCGGCUGAUGCUGAAGGAUUGGCAUAUGGAGCUUCCCAAGAUCCUCAUCUCUGUCCAUGGAGGGGUUCAGAACUUCGAGCUGCACCCACGCAUCAAGCAGGUGGUGGGCAAGGGCCUCAUCAAAGCUGCCGUCACCACCGGGGCCUGGAUCCUCACCGGAGGGGUCAACACAGGUGUGGCAAAGCAUGUGGGAGACGCUCUCAAAGAACACUGCUCAAGAUCAUCAAAGAAAAUUUGCACUAUUGGGAUUGCACCCUGGGGAGCCCUUGAAAACCGGAAUGAUCUCAUUGGCCGAGACAUCAUCGCUCCGUAUCAGACGCUGCUGAACCCUCUCAGCAAACUAAACGUUCUCAACAAUCUGCAUUCCCAUUUCCUCCUGGUGGAUGAUGGGACAGUGGGCCGGUACGGCGCCGAGGUCCAACUGCGGCGAGACUUGGAGAAGCACAUCAACCUCCAAAGAAUACACGCACGAAUUGGUCAGGGUGUUCCUGUUGUGGCCCUGAUCCUCGAGGGGGGUCCCAAUGUGAUCCUGACGGUGCUGGAGUACCUGCAGGAGAGCCCCCCUGUCCCGGUGGUGGUGUGUGAGGGGACGGGCCGCGCUGCUGACAUUCUGGCCUACGUCCACAAGCAGACCGAGGAGGGAGGGAGUCUUCCUGAUGGUGUGGAGACCGACAUCAUCGCAACCAUCAAGAAAACCUUCAACUUCAGCCAAAGCGAUGCCAUCCAUCUCUUUCAGACUCUGAUGGAGUGCAUGAAGAGCAAAGAAUUGAUCACUGUGUUUCACAUCAGCUCCGAGGAUCACCAGGACAUCGACGUGGCCAUUCUGAGGGCUUUACUCCAAGGCACAAACUCGUCUGCCUUCGAUCAGCUGGUCCUGACUCUGGCCUGGGACCGGGUGGACAUUGCCAAGAAUCAUGUGUUUGUGUACGGACAGCAGCUCAUGGUGAGCUCUCUGGAGCAGGCCAUGCUGGAUGCCCUCGUGAUGGACAGGGUGGACUUUGUUAAGUUGCUCAUAGAAAAUGGCGUGAGCAUGCAUCGUUUCCUGACUAUCAGUCGGCUAGAGGAGCUCUACAACACGAAACAGCAACCCAACAACCCCACUCUCCUCCACCUGGUUAGAGAUAUUAAACAGAGUCAUCUACCUCCAAACUAUAAGAUCACAUUGAUUGAUGUGGGCCUGGUUAUUGAGUACCUGAUGGGCGGGACUUACAGGUGCAACUACACCAGGAAGCGCUUCAGAAUCAUUUACAAUAAUCUACAUGGCAGCAAUAGGAGGUCGGGGCGCCACCCUGCAGGUCCUGGUUCUCAUUUGAGAAAAAAUAACGAGUCCUUCAGCAUGCAGGCUGACAAGAAGGAGAAGACGAGGCACAACCACUUCAUCAAAACUGCACAGCCAUACAAACCUAAGCUUGAGUCUUCCAUCGAGCAGAACAAAAAGAGAAGCAAAGAAGAGAUCGUGGACAUAGACGACCCGGAGACGCGGCGGUUCCCCUACCCUUUCAAUGAGCUGCUGGUGUGGGCCGUGCUGAUGAAGAGGCAGAAAAUGUCGCUGUUCUUCUGGCAGCACGGCGAGGAGAACAUGGCGAAGGCGCUGGUGGCCUGCAAGCUCUCUCGAUCUAUGGGCUACGAGGCCAAGAAGAGCGACGUGGUAGACGACACCUCCGAGGAGCUCAAGGAGCACUCAAAUGAGUUUGGGACGUUGGCAGUGGACCUGCUGGAGGAGUCGUUCAGGCAGGAUGAGACCAUGGCCAUGAAGCUGCUCACCUACGAGCUGAAGAACUGGAGCAACUCCACCUGUCUGAAGCUGGCCGUCUCCUCCCACCUGCGGCCCUUCGUGGCUCACACCUGCACCCAGUUCCUGUUGUCCGACAUGUGGAUGGGACGGCUGAACAUGCGAAAGAACUCCUGGUACAAGGUGAUUCUGAGCAUCCUGGUGCCUCCGGCCAUCCUCCUGCUGGAGUACAAGUCCAAGGCCGAGAUGGCUCACAUCCCUCAGAGUCAGGACGACCACCAGAUCACCAUGGAGGACAGCGAGCACAACUUCCAGAACAUCGUUGAUGACAUCCAGAUGGAUGUCUUCAAGGAGGCCAGAUCCAACGACAACGUGGAGACAAAGAGCGACAUAGACACACAGAUUCGCUCCAGGAAGCUGCCCCUAACCAGGAAAAUAUAUGCCUUCUACCACGCUCCAAUCGUCAAGUUCUGGUCCAACACGCUCUUCUAUCUGGGCUUCCUGAUGUUCUACUCGUACGUGGUGUUGGUGAAGAUGCCCGAGUGGCCUUCUCCUCAGGAGUGGGUCGUCAUCCUCUACAUAUUCACCUCUGCCAUCGAGAAAAUUCGAGAGAUGUUUAUGUCUGAAGCGGGCAAAAUAUCCCAGAAGAUAAAGGUGUGGUUCAGUGACUACUUUAAUGUGUCCGACUUUCUGGCCAUUGUGACCUUUUUUAUCGGCUUCGGCCUGAGAUUGGCUGGAGGUGAAGCCUUCGUCCCCGGCAGGACGGUGUAUUGUCUGAAUAUUAUCUUCUGGUACGUGCGACUCCUGGACAUCCUGGCUGUCAACCAGCAGGCUGGACCGUACGUCAUGAUGAUCGCUAAAAUGGUGGCCAACAUGUUUUAUAUUGUGGUAAUAAUGGCUAUAGUCCUGCUGAGCUAUGGCGUUCCCCGGAAAGCCAUUCUGUAUCCACAUGAGGAGCCCAGCUGGUCGCUGGCCAAAGACGUGGUCUUCCAGCCGUACUGGAUGAUGUACGGGGAAGUGUAUGCCUAUGAAAUCGACGUGUGUGCCAAUAACAGUGACGUAGCAGUAAAGUCAUUGUGUACGGCGGGAGUGUGGCUGACUCCUCUCCUACAAGCAGUCUACCUCUUUGUUCAGUAUAUCCUAAUGGUCAACCUCCUCAUCGCCUUCUUCAACAAUGUGUAUCUGCAAGUGAAGUCCAUUUCUAAUCUGGUGUGGAAGUACCAGCGCUACCACUUCAUUAUGGCCUACCAUGAGAAGCCGGUCCUCCCCCCCCCCUUCAUCCUCCUCUGCCAUAUCUACUCCCUCUUCUGUAUGUGUCGGAAGAGAAAGAAGGAGCAUACCUACGGACCAAAGCUGUUUCUCACAGAGGAGGACCAAAAGAAGCUUCAUGAUUUUGAGGAGCAGUGUGUGGAGACGUACUUUCAUGAAAAGGAUGAUCAGUUUCACUCGGGGAGUGAGGAGCGCAUCCGUCUAACCUCAGAAAGGGUUGAGACCAUGUGUAUGCAGCUGAAGGAGGUCGGGAACAAAGUGAACUUCAUAAAGCGCUCUUUGCACACUCUGGACUCUCAGAUCGGACACCUGCAGGACCUCUCUGCCCUCACUGUGGACACGCUGAAGACCCUCACUGCUCAGAGGGCAUCAGAGGCCAGCAAGGUCCACAACCAGAUCACCCGGGAGCUCAGCCUCUCCAAGAACGUCGUCCCCAACAUCGGCUCUGUGGCUUCAGACACUGGGCCCCACUCCAAAACAUCCAUGAUGGGCAAACACAGUGUGGGGCUGGUCCCCACCAUGAACCCAGCGUUGAGUCCAGAGAGGAGGGGGUUGUUUGGGCUUGGGCACUUUGCUGCAGAGGCCGUCUUCCCAGGCAGCUCCUGUGGCUUUGUCCAAAGUGCUGUGGCCAUUUCCCCUCCGGAGCUGCGUCUCCGCGGCCACUCUCUCACCCGGAAUAAACCGACCCGUCCACAGGAGCCGGGCUUUUCCGACUCUCCCUCCAGCCUGCCCUGUGUGCCCUCCCCGGGGGCCCAGUUCCACCUCAGCAGCACCCCAGCCCAGCCCAGCGGCUCCAGCCACCCAGAACUCGCCCUAGCUAGGCUUUACCAGCCAGACUGCACCACUGUAGAGUUUGGGGCGUUUGUGGGUAAGUACAAGACCGAGGGUGAAACUAGUGUUGAUGCUGAGAUCUCAGAGGAGGGGGAAAGCUGUGUGUGUGUGUAUCCGACUGUUGUUGUUGUCUCUAAGACUUCGGGCUCUGCUCAGCCUGCUUGCUUUCCUGCUUGCACUGCGAAGCCAGAAAACACAGAGGGGUUAGAAGGGGGGGAGAGAAAAGGGGAGGGAGGUUUAGGGUACGUGAACGAGGCCUUCUGCGACGACGAGGGCAGAUCCGGUUCUCUGAGCACAGACACUGAAGUCCCACCAGCUCCUGAAGCUGAAUCAUCACGGGGUCAAACUCAGGGAAACGGCAGCAAGCCAGUUUGUGUGCAGGCCCCUGCUGUGGCACCCAGGAAACCCCACAGACAAAGGAGAAGGGAAUGGAAUAUGUCAGGACGGUCGGCUCCUGCAGCGCCUGGCUGUUCAACGAGAGGACAUAAAGACAGUAUGGACCUCCAGCUCUCGGCUCCCAAAGAGAGAUCCAGCUCAAGGCAGAGCCCGGUGUCAGAGAGCCGACUGCAGCUGAGUGCAUGUGCUCUGCCUUCAGGUCCCGCUCACAUCCGAUCAGUCAACUCCUACGCCGGCUUCACAGAGUUCGACAGAGAACCUGCUUCCCUCCAUCCUGAAUCCACUCUGACAAAGAGGGACAGGAGCCGGUCGUCAGCUGAAGACAUCCUCGCCCACGAGGACCCCCGGCCUGCAGGCCUGGAGAGAGUUCAGGGCAAGUCAGCCCAAGCCAGCAGCCUACGAGCCCCUGGGGAAGAAUCACCCAACGUGAUUACAGCAGCUUCAGUUUCUCUCUACACGCCCCGACACAGCCACCUGGGAGCCAGGAAGGACUCUAUUGGCUCUCCAUUCAAGCCCAUAGAAAGCUUCAUGUACUCAGCUGUGGAGCGCAACAACCUGAUGAGGCUGUCUCAGAGCAUCCCCUUCACCCCGGUACCCCCUAGAGGAGAGCCGGUGACGGUGUACCGGCUGGAGGAGAGCUCCCCCAACACCAUCAACAACAGCAUGUCUUCCUGGGCCCAGCGGGGCCUCUGUGCCAAAAUAGAGUUUCUCAGCAAGGAGGAGAUGGGCGGGGGUCUCAGGCGGGCCCUCAAGGUGCUCUGCACCUGGUCAGAGUACGACAUCCUCAAACCAGGACAUCUGUAUAUAGUCAAAUCCUUCCUUCCAGAGGUGGUCCAAACCUGGCAGAGCAUCUACAAGGAAGACACCGUGCUGCACCUCUGUCUCAGGGAAAUUCAACAACAACGAGCUGCUCAGAAACUGACAUUUGCCUUUAACCAAAUCAGGCCGAAGACGAUCCCUUACUCUCCGAGGUUUCUGGAGGUGUAUCUGCUCUACUGUCACUCUGCCGGACAGUGGUUUGCGAUAGAGGAGUGCAUCACCGGAGAGUUCAGGAAGUUCAACAACAACAACGGAGAUGAGAUCGUGCCCACCAACCUGCUGGAGGAAACCAUGCUGGCCUUCAGCCACUGGUCCUACGAGUACACCCGCGGAGAGCUGCUGGUGCUCGACCUGCAGGGGGUCGGCGAGAUUCUGACAGAUCCAUCUGUUAUUACGAGCGGUGAGAAGGGAUCCUAUGAUAUGAUUUUUGGACCGGCCAACCUGGGGGAUGAUGCCAUCAGGAACUUCAGAGCCAAACACCACUGCAACUCCUGCUGCCGCAAACUCAAACUCCCAGAUAUAAAGCGUAAUGACUACACCCCGGAUAAGGUGACGUUCCCACAGGAGGACCCUCCGAAUCCAGGGGGCGGGGUCAAAGAGAAAGAGUCCCGCCAAUCAAUGAGGCUGAUGCUGUGAGCGGAUCGGAACGAGGAAGUGAACGAGCGAGAGAGAAUCAUGUCAAGGACGCUAUUUCAGAUCAAUGUUUAGUCGAAGCCAAGGAGCAGAGAGGCGCACCCAAUCAACUGGAAGAAUCACACCUGAGUUUCCAUGGAAACCAGUGCAUGCAGACUGUGUCAUGCUUUUGUCCAUCCCGCCAAAACGCUGUCGAACACAAUUCAACCAUCUUAACCUUGUUUUGUUUUUUUUAAAGUAAAAAUACACGAGGAGAAGAUGUUUUUAAACAUAUUUUGUACAAGUUUAUGAAAAUAUAUAUAUAUAUACGAACUGGAUAUAUCCACAGGUACCGUUUUGUUGCAGAGGGUUUAUUAUUUAUUAUGAAGUUUGAGAAGUUGCCUUGUUUUAAGAAAAAAAAAAGAACACAUCUAAGUGCAUUGUACAUCUGUUACAGCAGCUUCAGAGGACGGCUGCUGAGCCACUGCUACACCACAUCAUUUUUAUAAUGUGUAAAGACUUGUAUCACAACCUUUUGUCUCUUAGUUAAUGAACAGAUAUACAUGAAUUUGAAAAUCUUGUAAAAUAUGGGCAGAUUGCAAUGCAACUUUUACAGAACAAUGUAUGUAAUGUUAUUGUAUUGAGAGUGUGUCCACCAACAUAUUGCUGAUAGUUUUUAUUGUUACAAAGGUACUAUUGCUAUAUCUUUGUCAUCAACUAUUGUAUGAGCAAAUUACAAUCUAGUGUAUCUUAUAGAUACUGUUAUCUGGCAUGAGCUGAACAGAUUAAAAAUAUUUUAUUCAGGGGAACUGACAGACGUAAGGGUAUUACUGUAAACAUUUUGUACUGGACAUCAUUUUAAAACAAAUAAAAUGUUAAAAAAGCUUUGGCAACAUCGUUUCUAAAUCA